Messenger RNA from Cyclocybe aegerita, 480 nucleotides. Lineage: Eukaryota; Fungi; Basidiomycota; Agaricomycetes; Agaricales; Hemipholiotaceae. The record is from the annotation of a GenBank genome assembly.
UGAGUGUCAACACCCUCACGGUCUGGGGUGCAAGAAUUGGGGUGGGGAAAGGUUCAGUACAAAGCCAACCAACAACCUCAAAAAUGAAGUUCACUCUCCUCCCUCUCAUCGCCCUCGCCACCUCCAUCCCUGCGGCCCUUGCUGCUCCAGCCCCAGACGCCGUAGCCGCCGCCGAAGUCCCAGAGGCGACGGUCUUCUCCGCCCCGCUCGUCGGGCGCGAUGUCGAGCUGCUCGAGAAGCGUGCCAACGCCGGCGUCGUCCGCGUCGACGGCCUGCGCUACCGCACCUGCCCGCGCACCAGCUGCACUGCGAUAGGCCAGUACCCUAUUGGCACGCGUAUUACUAUCGUGUGCUAUACAAGGGACAACACUACGCCUAUUAACGGUGAUAGGGGCUGGGCCAGGCUUACCAACGGCUACUGGGUGGCCCUGGCAUGGGGCGAGUACGUCUCCUGGACCGGGUCUAUCCCUUACUGUUGAA